AUCUUUUAUUACAGAGGCAAGAUUGAAUCAUGUUGUUUAUGUGGUUCUGUGAUAGUGAAGUAGAAAGGUCUAAACUAUAAUGGAGAAGAAGAAGUAUCCAAUCGGGCCGGAGCAUUAUACACUGUAUGAGGAGGUGGGGCAAGGCGUUAGUGCCUCUGUGUACCGUGCUCUCUGUAUACCCUUGAACGAUGUUGUUGCAAUCAAAAUUCUUGAUUUUGAACGUGAAAAUUGUGAUCUGAAUAACAUUUUCCGUGAGGCACAAACAAUGGUCCUAGUUGACCAUUUAAAUAUUCUUAAAUCACACUGCUCCUUUGUCAACGACCAUAACCUAUGGGUUGUCAUGCCAUACAUGGCUGGGGGAUCUUGUCUUCAUAUACUGAAGGCUGCAUAUCCUGACGGUUUUGAGGAGGUGGUUAUAGCAACAGUACUUCGUGAAGUGUUGAAAGGUUUAGAGUAUCUUCAUCAACACGGGCACAUACAUCGGGAUGUUAAAGCUGGGAAUAUUCUCAUUGACUCACGCGGUGCAAUCAAGCUGGGAGACUUUGGUGUUUCAGCUUGCAUCUUUGAUUCAGGAGAUAGGCAACGCAUGAGGAAUACAUUUGUGGGAACACCAUGCUGGAUGGCACCUGAGGUUUUGGAGCAACUGCAUGGUUAUGAUUUCAAGGCAGAUAUCUGGUCAUUCGGUAUAACUGCACUAGAGCUUGCUCAUGGCCAUGCACCAUUCUCAAAAUAUCCCCCAAUGAAGGUAUUACUUAUGACCUUGCAAAAUGCACCUCCAGGCCUGGAUUAUGAAAGAGAUAAGAAAUUUUCUAAGUCUUUCAAGCAAAUGAUUGCUAGCUGCUUGGUGAAAGAUCCUAUAAAAAGACCUUCAGCCAGGAAAUUAUUAAAACAUUCUUUCUUUAGGCAAGCAAGGUCAAAUGAUUAUAUAGCAAGGACACUUCUUGAUGGAUUGCCUGCUCUUGGUGAUCGUAUCCAGGCAUUGAAGAGAAAGGAAGAAGAUAUGCUUGCUCAAAAGAAAAUGCCAGAUGGUGAAAAAGAAGAAUUAUCGCAGAAUGAAUAUAAACGUGGGAUAAGUGGAUGGAAUUUCAAUCUUGAAGAUAUGAAAGCUCAGGCUUCCCUGAUCCAUGAUGAUGACCUUAUAUCUGAUGCCAGCCAAGGAGGGAGCUCAAAUUCUUUGCUGUCACUCGAAGGACGAGAUAAGCAAUCAGAAUGCCAGACCUCUUCUCAAGCUACAGGCAAGCUUUCACAGGAAAAUAGUGAUCUGGUCCAGAAUCAACCAGCUUCUUCAGCAGCAAUUGAUCCAGCAGUAACUAUUACCAAGUUUGAAAGAUCUGAUGAUGACUCAAGUGGUGCUAGCGCCUCCCAUGAACUGAAUGUGACUUCACAUGCUAAUGAUGAUUGUGUUGAAAGUAAACUUGGCGAGAAGCCUGUUCUGGAGCUCAAUGGAAAAUCUUCUGAUAACAUGAUUAAACAUUUGCAUCAAAGGACAGCAACAAUUCCGGGGAGCAUCACUAUACCAGAAACCAUUGUUCUUCCAGUUAAAGGAGAAAGUGAUAAGCAAAAUCAGCACCAGAAUAUUUCUGGUGGCAAUGGGGCAGCGGUUCCUGCAGGAGGAGAGGAUACUCUUUCAGAGCUUCCCUGUAAGGCUUCUAAAUCACCAGGCAAUGUCAUUGUAGGAGUGACCAGUGAUGAAGAGAAAGCAAAGCCACCUGUCGUUCAACAAAAGGGACGUUUCAAAGUUACAUCCGAGAAUGUUGGUUUGGAAAAGGUUACUGCAUCUCCUUUACUACAAAAGAGUCGCAGCAUGCAGGUUGGUACUUCGGAGGUGUUGACUACAAACCCUCCGACUUCACUAGCAGCAACAUCUGAUCCUUCAUCAUCAAUUCCUGCUGCCAAUCAUCUUUUCCCAUUGUUACAGUCUGUUUUGCAGACAAACAUUCUUCAAAGGGAGUAUAUCCUCAACGUAAUGAAGCAAGCUUGUGCUGGAGACCCUAUAGCUAACCGUGCAUUCGAGGGAGUAGGUGUACCAGCUAAUGUGCGAGUCACAGAGAAAUCUUUGUUGGAAUUAGCUCAUGACAGGGAAAAGGAGUUGCUGCAUGAAAUAACAGAGUUACAGUGGAGGCUCAUCUGUACCCAAGAAGAGCUGCAAAAGUAUAAAACAGAGAAUGGUCAGGUGUAAUUUUGCUUCGAAUGAAAGCUGUGAUGGAGGUCGAACCCGUUUCUUGAACAAUACGAUUCUAAGGAAAGCUAAAAGGGAGAAAGAUCGAGAAACAAACAUGAGCAAGAGAUACAUACAAUAAGCUAUAGGGAGCUGGAUGUUAUUUGUAUCUUAAGCCCCUAACUUGUUGUAAAUUACUCUUUAUUAUUUUUUCUUCUCUAAGAUCAUAUAUCUUGUAAAUACUAAACGUAGCUUGAACAUUGAUUUCUAGGUACAU
Hibiscus syriacus is the source of this 2435-nucleotide messenger RNA. RefSeq names its product serine/threonine-protein kinase BLUS1-like. The record is from RefSeq and is a predicted model, not a curated record. Gene Ontology annotation, biological process: protein phosphorylation. The coding region runs from base 80 to 2179 and encodes 699 amino acids. NCBI's taxonomy places the organism in Eukaryota, Viridiplantae, Streptophyta, Magnoliopsida, Malvales, Malvaceae. Gene Ontology annotation, molecular function: protein serine/threonine kinase activator activity; protein kinase activity; ATP binding. The transcript has 21 exons.